Messenger RNA from Oncorhynchus nerka (sockeye salmon), 2370 nucleotides. Its product is annotated as ectodysplasin-A-like. The coding region runs from base 159 to 1541 and encodes 460 amino acids. Gene Ontology annotation, molecular function: death receptor binding; tumor necrosis factor receptor binding; death receptor agonist activity. The transcript is spliced from 8 exons. Lineage: Eukaryota; Metazoa; Chordata; Actinopteri; Salmoniformes; Salmonidae. The record is from RefSeq and is a predicted model, not a curated record. Gene Ontology annotation, cellular component: membrane. Gene Ontology annotation, biological process: immune response; animal organ development.
UGUCACUACGAGAGACGCGUGCAGUUUGCACUGACCGGAGAUUGUAGUAUCGUUGUUACUAUGUUGGCAUGAGGAUCAAGUCUCGUGAGUAGCGGUGGAACCAACGUGCUGAUUAUGCCUAGAUAAAGCAACGCAACUCCCUGACACUUUGUGUGAUAAUGGCAUGCGAUGGUUCGAUUGAGGAUUUUCCGGACAAAGUGUUGUUGACCGGAUCACCGUCUUCAUGCACGUGCAUCAAUACGUGCAAAACCCACAACAGAAGAAGUAGCAGCGUGAGCAACAUCAGUGUGGUUUUCCUCGGCUUCUUUAUUUUGUCUCUGUCUCUGCACGUUAUCACGCUGCUGUGCUACCUGGAUCUCCGGUCCGAAGUGAAGCGGGAGAUUUCUCAGCGGAGAGAAGUGGACGAAAAGUUGACCCUCGGUGGAACGGAUGUGACCGACCCGUUGAUCCCCUCCGAUCACGGAGUGAUGAACCCCGGCGCCCGGGCACAGGGUCACGAGGAGAGGUUGCUCCACAGACAGCCGGGUGGCCACCCCACCAGACCCCCCACAGCCUCAGGGGACAGCAGCAGUAUUCACAGACAGCCGGAUGGCCACCCCACAGCCUCAGGGGACAGCAGCAGUAUUCACAGACAGCUGGAUGGCCACCCCACCAGACCCCCCACAGCCUCAUGGGACAGCAGCAGUAUUCACAGACAGCUGGAUGGCCACCCCACCAGACCCCCCACAGCCCCAGGCGACAGCAGCAGUAUUCACAGACAGCCGGAUGGCCACCCCACCAGACCCCCCACAGCCUCAGGGGACAGCAGCAGUAUUCACAGAGCCAAACGGAGCCCAAGGAAACAAUCUGACUCAGAAUCAACUGGGAAACGGAAAGAAACGGAAAGAAGAAAGAAAGGAAGGAAGAGGUCUCCUCCUGGAGCUCAGGGCUCCCCCGGUCCACCUGGUUCCCCAGGCCCCCAGGGGCCUCCAGGUAUCCCUGGUAUCCCUGGUAUUCCUGGUAGGAACGCUGUGGGCCCCGCUGGACCUCCUGGUCGCCCCGGAGCACAGGGGCCCCCCGGGCUGACAGGACCGGCAGGACUCGUCGAUAAAACCAAAACGAGAGACUUCCAGCCUGCUGUGGUUCAUCUACAAGGACAGGAAACCACCAUUCAGGUUAAGGAAGACCUGUCUGAAGGUGUCUUGAGGAACUGGAAGAUGGUGUCGAUCCACCACCGUGUCUUCAAGAUGCACUCUCGCUCUGGACAACUGGAGGUCCUACUGGACGGCAUCUACUUCAUAUAUAGUCAGGUAGAAGUGUACUAUCUGAACUUCACGGACAUCGCCAGCUACGAGGUGAUGGUAGACUCCACCCCCUUCCUGCGUUGUACCUGCAGCAUGGAGACGGGGCAGAGGAAGUUCAACACGUGCUACACGGCGGGGGUCAGCCUGCUGAGGGCGGGACAAAGGAUCUCCAUCAGGAUGGUCUAUGAUGACACGCUGAUCAGCAUGACCAAUCAUACUACGUUCCUGGGGAGCGUCAGGCUGGGGGAUUCCCCCUGACCAUGACCAAUACGGCACAACUUCCUGGGGCUCCCUGACCAAUCACACCUCCUUCCUGGGGCUCCCUGACCAAUCACACCUCCUUCCUGGGACUUCCUGACCAAUCAUACUACGUUCCUGGGGAGCGUCAGGCUGGGGGAUUCCCCCUGACCAUGACCAAUACGGCACAACUUUCUGGGGCUCCCUGACCAAUCACACCUCCUUCCUGGGGCUCCCUGACCAAUCACACCUCCUUCCUGGGGCUCCCUGACCAAUCACACCUCCUUCCUGGGACUUCCUGACCAAUCAUACUACGUUCCUGGGGAGCGUCAGGCUGGGGGAUUCCCCCUGACCAUGACCAAUACGGCACAACUUUCUGGGGCUCCCUGACCAAUCACACCUCCUUCCUGGGGCUCCCUGACCAAUCACACCUCCUUCCUGGGACGUGUCUGUAACGACUGUCUUCGGGUGAAAGAGAGGAGGAUCAAGAUGCAGAGUGAUAAUCCAUAUUUAAUGGGAUACUUAAACACAGAAUAAAAACAACAAACCGACAAAACGAAACAGUCCUGUAGCGUGAACACUAAACACUGGAACAGGAACAAUCACCCACAAAAUACCCACAGAAUAUGGCUGCCAAAAUAUGGUUCCCAAUCAGAGACAGCUGCCUCUAAUUGAGAAACAAUGUAGGCAACAAUGGACGUACAAAAACACCUAGAGAGGAAACACCCCCCAUAAACAUACAAAAACACCCCCCAUAAACAUACAAAAACACCUAGAGAGGGAAACACCCCCCCAUAAACAUACAAAAACACCUAGAGAGGGAAACACCCCCCAUAAACAUACAAAAACA